This is a messenger RNA of Tilletiaria anomala UBC 951, 1045 nucleotides long. Its product is annotated as RNA-binding domain-containing protein. The record is from RefSeq and is a predicted model, not a curated record. Bases 156 to 566 code for a protein of 136 amino acids. The transcript is spliced from 6 exons. Gene Ontology annotation, molecular function: RNA binding. Lineage: Eukaryota; Fungi; Basidiomycota; Exobasidiomycetes; Georgefischeriales; Tilletiariaceae.
UACACCUUCAACAGUUCUCGGCAGCCGGCACCUGGACUUUUCCUGGCUGUAGCCUUUCUCGCAUCCAGGCCCAUCGCUGCGUUUAACUGCAAGCUCUCUCUCACUUUGGGUCUGAGCCGCGUCCCAAGCGGGAUUGGUCAUGCUGAGGCGCAACGAUGGCUGACCGCAACAAGAAGACGAUCUACGUUGGCGGGCUUCCAGCAGCGGCGGACGAGAAUCUCCUGCUGUCCACAUUCUCCGUCUUUGGCGAUGUGCUUGAGGUGCAGAUCCCUAAGGAAGGAGGCGCACACGCAGGUAGCAAUGCAAGAAACCGAGGGUUCGGGUUCGUAGUCUUCAGCACAACUGAGGAAGCGGAGGAUGCGAUCGACAACAUGCACCUCAACGAGCUCGGAGGAAAAAUCAUUCAUGUCAAUCUCGCCAAGCCGCUGAAAGCGCUGAUCGGUACAAACAAGCCGGUCUGGCAAGACGAGGAGUGGAUCAAGCAGUAUGCCAAGCCGCUUGCGGGCGACGGGCCGGCAAUCGACACGGCGGCUGAUACCGCAGCCGCUGGCGAGGAGCAAGCUUGAAAAGCUUACUCUCUCCACCGGUUGCCUUUACGAGACUAGCCGCUCAGAGAGCAUGCAAUCACUUGAAGUGACGGGGCAGCGCCUGCACUGCACGCCAGUCCGAAGUUUGCUCUAGGCGCACACACCUGCCCGAAGCACGAGUGCUCGCAGAGGCAUGCAUUGUGCUCCACUCGGGCCCAUCGUCUCCAGCUUGCCAGUUUGUGCGCUUGCCCAGCACAAGCGCCAGCCCUGAGCGUGCUGGGCAAACUCGACAAGCAUAAAUCGCACUAUUUUGCGGCCGAAUACAUCAUGUCUGGCGGCGCAUUCAUUCGCGACGCAAGCCACGCGCGAGCACGCGCCUGCCAUCUCGACCGUCAUUCCAGAAACGCACCCACUCCGGCGGGGACUGGAGACUAUACCUACCACGCGUAUGUAACAAUAUCUUAGAAUGCACACGGACGCUCAUCAUCCGACUGGCACGAAGAUGAGAGCAGGAAAAC